Messenger RNA from Lachnellula hyalina, 2373 nucleotides. It is a transcript of the gene pit1, whose product is annotated as Sporulation protein kinase pit1. Gene Ontology annotation, molecular function: ATP binding; protein serine/threonine kinase activity. Gene Ontology annotation, biological process: protein phosphorylation; intracellular signal transduction. The record is from RefSeq and is a predicted model, not a curated record. Bases 1 to 2373 code for a protein of 790 amino acids. The transcript has 3 exons. Gene Ontology annotation, cellular component: nucleus; cytoplasm. Lineage: Eukaryota; Fungi; Ascomycota; Leotiomycetes; Helotiales; Lachnaceae.
AUGACAGUAGCAUACGACUUGAACCAUCGGAGUUCAACUCCUCAAAUGGCCAGUAACACAGCAUUAGAAGAUCGGUUCGAAGUACUGAAGGAUAUUGGAGACGGCUCGUUUGGGAGUGUAGCUCUGGCAAGAGUGAGAGGUGCUGGCUCUAAUGUUGCUCGACGAGGAACAGUGAUCGCCAUCAAAACCAUGAAAAAGCAUUUCGAAUCUUUCGCCCCAUGUUUAGAGCUUCGAGAGGUUGUCUUCCUUCGAACCCUCCCCCCACACCAGCAUCUCGUUCCAGCUUUAGACAUUUUCCUCGACCCUUUUAGCAAGAAACUUCAUAUUUGUAUGGAGUAUAUGGACGGCAAUUUAUAUCAACUCAUGAAGGCUCGAGAUCACAAAUGUCUAGACGUCGGUAGUGUCAAGAGCAUAUUGUUCCAAAUCAUGCAAGGCCUGGAGCAUAUUCAUGCACACCAUUUCUUCCAUCGCGAUAUCAAGCCGGAAAAUAUCCUCGUCUCCACCUCGGCCCAACAAGAAUCUGGGAACUCUUUCCGACGAUAUUCCGCCAUGGUAACACCUCCCUCGACACCUCCGACUUAUACGGUUAAGAUCGCCGAUUUUGGACUUGCCAGGGAAACACAUUCGAAGUUGCCAUACACGACUUACGUUUCGACAAGAUGGUAUCGUGCUCCUGAGGUUCUCCUACGCGCUGGAGAAUACUCUGCGCCUGUGGACAUUUGGGCCAUCGGUGCCAUGGCUGUGGAAAUCGCGACUUUGAAACCCUUGUUCCCAGGAGGAAAUGAAGUUGACCAAGUUUGGAGAGUCUGCGAGAUCAUGGGAAGCCCAGGGAAUUGGUAUAAUAAGGCAGGCUCUAGAGUAGGAGGUGGAGAUUGGAGAGAAGGAACUCGACUAGCUGGCAAGCUUGGAUUCUCCUUCCCCAAGAUGGCACCACAUGCCAUGGAUACUAUUAUUCAACCCCCUCAAUGGCCUGCCUCUCUCAGCAAUUUUGUCACGUGGUGUUUGAUGUGGGAUCCCAAGGCCCGUCCAACGUCUACUGAGGCUCUUGCCCACGACUUUUUUACUGAUGCGGUUGAUCCAUUACGACCCAAAUCAUCUGCAUCGAGGAUGCUAGGACGCAAGCACUCGGACUUGAGCUACCGCGGGUCGAAGGACUCCCCAGAGGUCUUGUCUUCGACCUCCAAGCCUUCAUGGUUUAGAAAGUCUCUGAUCGGCCGGACCGAUAACACUUCUGCAGCCGCUCCAGCCGUUUCAAAAGAGAACGAUGCGCCUCGGCCAUCACCUGUGCACGCAGUUACUGACAUACCUGUCUCCAAGACACGGCCGACUCCAGGCAAGAGAACAACAUGGACCAACGGUCCUUCAAACUUAGCUCCUAUGCCCAUCUUACCUACAAUUAAGCCGAUCUCACCACUCUCGGAUACUGUCACUGCUCAAGCAAGCAGCCGAACACCAUCUUAUAGUGAUGCUUACGCCGCUGGUCAAAAACAUGACGAUAAGGUGGCAAAGAAGAUUGGCCGUCAAUUAUCGGUUGCUUCUACAGGAAAUCACUAUGCCGAUAUCCACAGACAACAGGCAGAGAUGGCUCUGAACGGCCAGUCCGGCUUGGCCUCCCCACCGAAUGGACAAAAAGAGAGUUUCUUCUCGCAUCUACGGAAACGAGCGAGAAGAUUCUCUGGGCGUCAAGCCCAAACUCCAAUCUCGCCAAAAUCAAUGGACCUCGAAGCUCAAGCUGGCUGUGGACCAUGGGCAAGCAAUAGAUCAUCGAUGGUCAUUGACAACCCAGCGCAAUCGCCAAGUCCUGUGCAAAGGGUUGAUACGCAUGAGGCCUUGGAUAAAGCUCUCCGUAACGUGCAACAAAAUCUUGACUCGUCGCAAACCGCACCCAUCCCCCCCAAUCACUUAGUCAACCCGAACAGUGUUUUGAAACGUCACCAUUCACUACCUCAACAGCCAGCUAGAUCUGUUGAUAAUCUACGUGGCGUUGGGCCCAUCUCAAGUAGGACCCGUCGAUCUCAUAUCCCAGGGGGUCGCCAGUAUGAGACUCCUGAUGAAGAAGAUGAAUUGCUCGACGAGGCUUUGACAUCAACACAUAAGGCGAUGAAACGGCUGGACCGGAAUUCGAUUCAGAAUGAUACUCGCCAGCCACUCCGUCAGUCGAGUAGCAACUUGGGAUUAUCGAAUCCUUAUCCCACCCCUUCGCCAUCAGCUAGCGGCAACGCGGCCCUCUUCGGCCACGGGACCACACAAGUGACACCGUCUAAGGUUCGAGACAAUCAUAAGCAAUCGUCAACUCCCCCAUACGACCACGAGGAGAACGAGUGGGCCGUAUCUGCAGCGGCGAGCAUAUUCGCUGUUGGCAAUCGGUUUUAG